CCGUGGGUGCUGUAGCAGACGGCCUAGUGCUCGCUCGAAGUGAGACGUUUGCAUCGUCAGCACCACCAACAAUUGGGUCGGUUUACGCCGCGCCGUUUACCGGUACCGAAGCAACUGAAGCUCGCAACAACUGCAUGCCAUUUUUCGUUGCAUCUGCGGGCAGCUUGUUUUAACUAGUCAGACCUCACGAUAGCCGAGAAAACACCUAGUCACGCGUAGCCCACGCCAUGUCGUCGAAGAAGAGGUCAAAGGUUGAAUCGGACAGCGAUUCGGACUCCGGCCCCGAUGACAGGAAUCCUCCGCAAAAGAAGGGAAAGGCAGCCGACAACAAGGGCAAGAGUAGUACAUCUUCAGGUGGCAAUGAAGAUGGAAUGUUCAUGCUGGCCAAAAAGCGGUACGUCUCUGUGCGAGAAUUCAAAGGCAGAGUCAUGGUUGACAUACGUGAAUACUAUGAGGAUGGUAAUGGGGACUUGAAGCCAGGAAAGAAAGGCAUCUGCCUUCAGCUGGAUCAGUGGAAUGCGUUAAAAAAUCAAAUUGAUGACAUUGACGCUGCCAUAAGGAAGCAUUAGGCCUUUCAUGACUGGCUGCAAGUUUUUAUGUGUUGCAUAAGUUGAAUUUCAUCUAAGGUCUCCGGACAAGCAUGAUGCACUUUCUUUUUAUGAUGUGCAGUCUGAAACAGUUCAGAUUCAUCAUCUCAUAUCUUAAAACUAAUAUAAAGUAUGCUUUUGUGCAA
Dermacentor albipictus is the source of this 733-nucleotide messenger RNA. RefSeq names its product single stranded-binding protein c31A (gene Ssb-c31a). Gene Ontology annotation, molecular function: DNA binding; transcription coactivator activity. NCBI's taxonomy places the organism in Eukaryota, Metazoa, Arthropoda, Arachnida, Ixodida, Ixodidae. Gene Ontology annotation, biological process: positive regulation of transcription initiation by RNA polymerase II. The record is from RefSeq and is a predicted model, not a curated record. Gene Ontology annotation, cellular component: transcription regulator complex; nucleus.